CGCUGCACAGCCGUGUCCCAGCGGGAGCGCGGGGGGAGGACAGCCGCCUCCGGGCGCGACUCGGUGCUUGGCCGCGGCCGCCGCAGGUCGCCCCCUCCCUCCUCCCGCCGCCGCCGGAGGAAUCGCCGCGGAUGCACCGGCCCAGCGGCGGUGGCGAGGAACUGCAGCGGAUUUUGGGUUUCCCUCCCCCUUCCCGGCGUCUGGCCUGGUCCUCCCCUGCUCCGCGCUCCUCCUUCCCCGGGAAGCGAAUGGCUGAUGCGCCGCGGACCUAAUGAAUGAUGCAACGGGCUUCGCUUCGGGAUUAGGUUGCACGAGCUGAAUUUUGAAUGAAGGAGAAGAGCUGUUGAUUCCCCCCCUCCCCUCCCCCGAAAGAAGUGUUGACUCGUUGGCUCGUUGUACUUUUAAUUAUUAUUUUAUUUAAAUCUACGACUUAAUUGUAUUCUUUAAAAAAUGUAUCAGAUAUAUAUUUUAUGGUAACCACCCCCCCACACCUAUAUGUCCAUGCGCGGAGUUGAAGACGCGGCAGUCAAGUGAGGGCAGCGGCGUGUUGGAUGUUCGGUUCAGCACCGGCGCUGCACGACAGUGGCUGGAAUCGCCAGCGGUUUGUUUUUUAAAAAACCGCAGCUUUUAACACUUGGGCUCAAAGCUUCCCCGGAGGAGUCGCUCACCAGUCGAAGGACAGCCAGCGGGACCCGAAGCCACCAACCAUGUCCGGGGAAGUGCGCUUGCGGCAGCUGGAGCAGUUCAUCCUGGACGGGCCGGCGCGGACCCACGGGCAGUGCUUCAGCGUGGAGACCCUGCUGGACAUUCUCAUCUGCCUGUACGACGAAUGCAACAACUCUCCGCUGAGAAGGGAGAAGAACAUUCUGGAAUACCUAGAAUGGGCUAAACCAUUUACUUCUAAAGUGAAACAGAUGCGAUUACAUAGAGAAGACUUUGAAAUAUUAAAGGUGAUUGGUCGAGGAGCUUUUGGAGAGGUUGCUGUAGUGAAACUAAAAAAUGCAGAUAAGGUAUUUGCCAUGAAAAUACUGAAUAAAUGGGAAAUGCUGAAAAGAGCAGAGACGGCAUGUUUUCGUGAAGAAAGGGAUGUGUUAGUGAAUGGAGACAAUAAAUGGAUUACAACUUUGCAUUAUGCUUUCCAGGAUGACAACAACCUGUAUCUAGUUAUGGAUUAUUAUGUUGGUGGGGAUUUGCUUACUCUGCUCAGCAAAUUUGAAGAUAGAUUGCCUGAAGAUAUGGCUCGAUUUUACUUGGCUGAGAUGGUGAUAGCAAUUGAUUCCGUUCAUCAGCUGCAUUAUGUACACAGAGACAUCAAACCUGAUAAUAUAUUGAUGGAUAUGAACGGACAUAUUCGGUUAGCAGAUUUUGGCUCUUGUCUGAAACUGAUGGAAGAUGGGACGGUUCAGUCCUCAGUGGCUGUUGGAACUCCAGAUUAUAUCUCUCCUGAAAUCCUUCAAGCCAUGGAAGAUGGAAAAGGCAGAUACGGACCCGAGUGUGACUGGUGGUCUUUGGGAGUCUGUAUGUAUGAAAUGCUUUAUGGAGAAACACCGUUUUAUGCAGAAUCUCUGGUGGAGACAUAUGGAAAAAUCAUGAAUCACAAAGAGAGGUUUCAGUUUCCACCUCAGCUGACAGAUGUGUCUGAAAAUGCCAAGGAUCUUAUUCGCAGGCUCAUCUGUAGCAGAGAACAUCGACUUGGUCAAAACGGAAUAGAAGAUUUUAAGAAACACCCAUUUUUCAGUGGAAUUGAUUGGGAGAAUAUUCAAAACUGUGAAGCACCUUAUAUCCCAGAAGUCAGCAGCCCAACAGACACAUCGAACUUCGACGUGGAUGAUGACUGUUUAAAGAAUUCGGAAACGAUGCCCCCACCAACACACACUGCAUUUUCUGGCCACCACCUGCCAUUUGUCGGUUUUACCUAUACUAGUAGCUGUGUUCUUUCUGAUCGGAGCUGUCUAAGAGUGACAGCUGCUCCCACUUCUCUGGAUCUUGAUGCUAAUGUUCAGAGGACUCUAGACAACAACCUAGCCACCGAAGCUUAUGAAAGAAGGAUCAAACGCCUUGAACAGGAAAAGCUUGAACUUAGUAGAAAGCUUCAAGAGUCAACACAGACUGUCCAAGCUCUGCAGUAUUCAACUGUUGAUGGUCCACUAACAGCAAGCAAAGAUUUAGAAAUAAAAAGUUUAAAAGAAGAAAUUGAAAAACUAAGGAAACAAGUAAGAGAAUCCAGUCAGUUGGAACAACAACUUGAAGAAGCUAAUUCAGUGAGGCGAGAACUAGACGAUGCUUUUAGACAAAUCAAGGCUAAUGAAAAACAAAUCAAAACAUUACAACAAGAAAGAGAAGAAUUAAAUAAGGAACUAGUCCAGGCUAGUGAGCGAUUAAAAAACCAAUCCAAAGAGCUGAAAGACGCACACUGUCAGAGGAAACUGGCCAUGCAGGAAUUCAUGGAGAUCAAUGAGCGGCUAACAGAAUUGCACACCCAGAAACAGAAACUUGCUCGCCAUGUCCGAGAUAAGGAAGAAGAGGUGGACCUGGUGAUGCAAAAAGUUGAAAGCUUAAGGCAAGAACUGCGCAGAACAGAAAGAGCCAAAAAAGAGCUGGAAGUUCAUACAGAAGCUGUAGCUGCCGAAGCGUCUAAAGACAGGAAGCUGCGUGAACAGAGCGAACACUAUUCUAAGCAGCUGGAAAACGAACUGGAGGGACUGAAGCAAAAACAAAUUAGUUACUCACCAGGAGGGUAUAGCAUAGAACAUCAGCAAGAGAUAACUAAACUAAAGACAGAUUUGGAAAAGAAAAGUAUCUUUUAUGAAGAAGAAUUAUCCAAAAGAGAAGGAAUACAUGCAAAUGAAAUUAAAAAUCUAAAGAAAGAAUUACAUGACUCAGAAGGCCAUCAACUUGCUCUGAACAAAGAAAUUAUGAUUUUGAAAGACAAAUUGGAAAAAAACAGGAGAGAAAGUCAAAGUGAAAGGGAAGAAUUUGAAAAUGAGUUCAAACAACAGUAUGAACGAGAAAAGGUGUUAUUAACUGAAGAAAAUAAAAAACUGACAAGUGAACUUGAUAAGCUCACCGCUCUGUAUGAGAACGUAAGUGUACGCAACCGGCAGCUAGAAGAAGAAGUAAAAGACCUAGCAGACAAGAAGGAAUCAGUGGCGCAUUGGGAAGCCCAAAUCACAGAGAUCAUUCAGUGGGUCAGUGAUGAGAAGGACGCACGAGGAUACCUUCAGGCCUUAGCUUCGAAAAUGACUGAGGAGUUGGAAGCAUUAAGAAACUCCAGCUUGGGCACACGAGCAACAGACAUGCCCUGGAAAAUGCGUCGUUUUGCGAAACUGGACAUGUCAGCUAGACUGGAGUUACAGUCCGCUCUGGACGCAGAAAUAAGAGCCAAACAGGCCAUCCAAGAAGAGCUAAAUAAAGUUAAAGCAUCUAACAUCAUAACGGAAUGUAAACUAAAAGAUGCAGAGAAGAAGAACUUGGAACUGCUAUCAGAAAUCGAACAGCUGAUCAAGGACACGGAAGAGCUUAGAUCUGAAAAGGGUGUAGAGCACCGAGACUCACAGCACUCUUUCUUGGCAUUUUUGAAUACGCCUACCGAUGCUCUGGAUCAAUUUGAAGAUUCCUUUUCUUCUUCCUCAUCUUCACUGAUUGAUUUUUUGGAUGACACUGUAGACAGUUCUCCACUUCCUGUUCACACACCAACCUUAAAGAAAAAGGCAUGCCCUGGUUCAACUGGCUUUCCAUCUAAGCGCAAGACUCAUCAGUUUUUUGUCAAAUCUUUUACUACUCCCACCAAGUGUCACCAGUGCACCUCUUUGAUGGUGGGUCUGAUCCGACAGGGCUGCUCCUGUGAAGUAUGUGGAUUCUCGUGUCAUAUAACUUGCGUAAACAAAGCUCCCACCGCGUGUCCAGUUCCUCCUGAACAGACAAAAGGUCCCCUGGGUAUAGAUCCUCAGAAAGGAAUAGGAACAGCAUAUGAAGGCCAUGUCAGGAUCCCUAAGCCAGCUGGUGUGAAGAAAGGAUGGCAGAGAGCAUUGGCUGUAGUUUGUGACUUCAAACUCUUCCUGUACGAUGUUGCCGAGGGAAAGGCAUCGCAGCCCAGCGUUGUAGUCAGCCAAGUGAUUGACAUGAGGGAUGAAGAAUUUUCUGUGAGUUCAGUCUUGGCUUCUGAUGUUAUUCAUGCAAGUCGAAAAGAUAUACCCUGUAUAUUUAGAGUCACAAUGUCCCAGCUCUCGGCACCUAAUAACAAAUGCUCAAUCCUGAUGCUGGCAGAUAGUGAGAAUGAGAAGAGCAAGUGGGUGGGAGUGCUGAGUGAAUUACAGAAAAUUUUGAAGAAAAACAAAUUCAGAGACCGCUCCGUCUAUGUUCCCAAAGAGGCUUAUGACAGCACGCUACCCCUCAUUAAAACUACCCAGGCCGCUGCAAUCAUAGAUCAUGAAAGGAUAGCUUUGGGAAAUGAAGAAGGUUUAUUUGUUGUGCAUGUCACCAAAGAUGAAAUUAUUCGAGUUGGUGACAAUAAGAAGAUUCAUCAGAUUGAACUCAUUCCAAAUGAUCAGCUCGUUGCUGUGAUCUCAGGACGAAACCGUCACGUACGACUUUUUCCUAUGUCAGCUUUGGACGGACGAGAGACUGAGUUUUAUAAGCUGGCGGAAACUAAAGGGUGUCAAACCAUCACUUCUGGGAAGCUGCGUCACGGCACUCUCACCUGCCUGUGUGUGGCGAUGAAAAGGCAGGUCCUCUGUUACGAACUAUUUCAGAGCAAGACCCGCCACAGAAAAUUUAAGGAAAUCCAAGUCCCGUAUAACGUCCAGUGGAUGGCAGUCUUCAGUGAACACCUCUGUGUGGGAUUCCAGUCGGGAUUUCAGAGAUACCCCUUGAAUGGAGAAGGAACUUCGUGCAGUAUGCUCCAUUCAAGUGACCACACGCUGGCCUUUGUCACACAUCAGCCCAUGGACGCCAUCUGCGCCGUGGAGAUCUCCAGUAAAGAAUACCUGCUGUGUUUUAGCAGCAUCGGGGUCUACACCGACUGCCAGGGCCGCAGGUCCAGGCAGCAGGAGCUGACGUGGCCAGCUAACCCUUCCUCUUGCUGCUACAAUGCCCCCUACCUGUCCGUGUACAGUGAAAACGCGGUGGACGUCUUCGAUGUGAACUCCAUGGAGUGGAUUCAGACGCUCCCCCUCAAAAAGGUUCGACCCUUAAACAGUGAAGGAUCAUUAAAUCUUUUAGGCUUGGAGACGAUUAGAUUAAUUUAUUUCAAAAAUAAGAUGGCAGAAGGGGAUGAACUGGUAGUUCCUGAAACCACAGAUAACAGUCGAAAACAAAUGGUUAGAAAUAUUAACAACAAGCGGCGUUACUCCUUCAGGGUCCCGGAAGAGGAAAGGAUGCAACAGAGGAGAGAGAUGCUACGAGAUCCUGAAAUGAGAAAUAAAUUAAUUUCUAACCCAACUAAUUUUAACCACAUAGCACACAUGGGUCCAGGAGAUGGAAUACAGAUCCUAAAAGACCUGCCCAUGAACCCUCGGCCUCAGGAAAGCCGGACCGUGUUCAGCGGCUCAGUCAGUAUUCCCUCCAUCACCAAGUCCCGCCCCGAGCCCGGCCGCUCCAUGAGCGCCAGCAGCGGCCUGUCGGCAACUCCGUCCCCGGAGUUCACUUCACCUUUGGCGGCUCCUGGGUGCUGUGCGGGGAUGGCCCUUGUAGCUUCUGAUUCGGGGAAGGCCGUCCUUGGCCAGUGGCUGCUUCGCGCGUGAACGGGAACGUGAGUG
Molecule: messenger RNA, 5756 nt
Organism: Myotis lucifugus (little brown bat)
Lineage: Eukaryota; Metazoa; Chordata; Mammalia; Chiroptera; Vespertilionidae
Gene: CDC42BPA
Product: CDC42 binding protein kinase alpha
Exons: 36
Coding region: 708-5741 (1677 amino acids)
Biological process (GO): peptidyl-threonine phosphorylation; actomyosin structure organization
Cellular component (GO): cytoskeleton; actomyosin; cytoplasm
Molecular function (GO): ATP binding; protein serine/threonine kinase activity
Source: RefSeq, a predicted model, not a curated record